AUGAGGAUAAAAGGAUUUUUCUUAUUGGUCAAAAAACAUUUAGAAUCAUAUCAACUGGAAAACACUGAAGUUGUAGUAGAUGGUCAAAAUAUAUAUUAUCAAUUGUACGAGAAAUCAGGACUUCCCUUUGUUUUGGGAUCUGAAUGCGAUAAAUUUGCUAAUUAUGUUAGAGAUUAUUUAAGCGUAUUUAAAGAAUCUAAUCUUAAAUGUCAUUUCAUAGUUAAAGGUGGCCAUGGCAGUGAAAAACACCUUAAUAAUCACUUUAAGUUGAUGAAUAGACUACAUGGAAAACAAUAUGUUUUAGGUGAAAAUUAUGGCAACGCGAUCAUCCAGCCCUGUCUGGCAAAGGAUGUUUAUUUGCAGGUUUUAGAAGAAAUGGGGUUUGACUACACAAUUUCUCAUGCGACUGAUGUCAUUAAAGAUUGUUUUGACUUAGCCCAAAGACUAUCCUGUCCUGUAAUAAGUUUUAAUAUACAAUAUUGUUUUAGUUCAGCGCCAUACGUGCCACUUAAACAAGGUACUGCGUUGAAAUUUGAGCAAGGCAUAUUUAAACGACAAAAUUUUUUACAACAUUACAGGAUUUCAAAAGAAAAGAUGAUACUGUUCAUAUUGUUAACAGAUUCCCAUAUAUUUAAGGAAGAUUAUUUCCUUCACUUUUUCAAAGCACGUAAAAUACCAUAUGCAUAUGUAGGACGGUAUAAAGGUUUACUCAUGUGGUUGUCGUAUAGAAGUGAAGCAGCAGCUUUACAGGAAGUUUUUAAAUACAUUUCAGAAUCAGACAGAAAAACAUUUCUGGAUAAUAAAAAUGAAUUAGAAAUAAAAUUUCUGAAAUGUACAAAUGAAGAAAGUUUAACUUUAUUGUAUUUCACAAACAGAAAUAGUUUAAAGUUCGAUAUUCAAGAUCCGCAUUGGUUUGAGAAAGGUAUUGCUUUAAAGUAUAUUGCUAUACCUUACGUAAACUUAUACUUCUGGGGCCUUAUUGUUGCUUCUCGUUUAGUUGAAGAUUACGAUCAGGAAAACUCCAUUUUGCUUUCAAAAGAUGUCAUAAAAUAUGCUUAUGAUUUGCUUCAUAAUUUUAAUGGUAAAAACAUUUACAUUAAAUACAGAGAGGAUAAUGAGAGCGAAGAAUUAUCAGUCAUUUAUACUCAAUCUGUGCGCAAACCAGAUUACGUUGCUCAGAGAAGUGUUUUCGAAAACGGUUGGGAAAAUAUCGACUCGCGUGGGCUUUUUGAACAUUUCUUCUUAGAAACUUAUCGAUCAUUUAAUUUUGCCGCUUUAGAAUCGGCUCCGGUGGAUGUGAGGUUGUUGUUGAUUACAUUGGUUUACUUCAAACGAAAUAAAGAAGAUGAUGUGAGUUGUGAAAUUUACAGUAUAAUACUAUCUUAUAUCCUACUUGGGGUCGUCUCUGAGAAAUUGAGUCGUAAGCUUAGUGAUUCCUCAGAUAACAUCGACAUUAUCAGCCGUCCGCUCUUAGUCUCAACCACUCGGAAAGAUCUAGUGAUCACCCAGGACUGUAUAGCUGCUAAGAGGACCCUUGAGAAAUAUUGCAGCGUUAGCAAUGAUGAAUUAAUUGAUAUAUUUAAUCGGACAAAAAUACACCCUCUGUUUCAAUUUAAAUGGUGCUUGCUAGAAAUAAACAAUUUGAAUAGACUAUGUGGCUCUCCGUACACUUCCACCGUAUACAGUAAAACUUAUAAUGGCACAUUUGUGUACAAGAUUCUUUGUAAAAUAAAAGGGGAAAACGCCAUGCAAACAAUCACAGACUUGCUCAGUCCUGCCCCGAGUGUGCUGGCGUUCACGUUAGGAAUUAUUGAAAUGUAUGAAAAGUUACUUUACGAAUAU
Brenthis ino (lesser marbled fritillary) is the source of this 1842-nucleotide messenger RNA. NCBI's taxonomy places the organism in Eukaryota, Metazoa, Arthropoda, Insecta, Lepidoptera, Nymphalidae. The record is from the annotation of a GenBank genome assembly.